This is a messenger RNA of Pseudophryne corroboree (corroboree frog), 927 nucleotides long. Its product is annotated as olfactory receptor 5V1-like. Gene Ontology annotation, cellular component: membrane. Gene Ontology annotation, molecular function: olfactory receptor activity; G protein-coupled receptor activity; odorant binding. The coding region runs from base 1 to 927 and encodes 308 amino acids. NCBI's taxonomy places the organism in Eukaryota, Metazoa, Chordata, Amphibia, Anura, Myobatrachidae. Gene Ontology annotation, biological process: G protein-coupled receptor signaling pathway. The transcript has a single exon. The record is from RefSeq and is a predicted model, not a curated record.
AUGGCAACUAACGAGACUUAUUUUGAUGAUUUUAUCCUAUUAGGAUUUUCUGAAGCACCAAGAAUAUUUUCUCUUCUAUUUGCAACCAUCUAUGCAAUGAUAAUUACUGGAAACCUAACCGUUUUUAGCAUCAUUCGGGUUGACCGCCAUCUUCAGACAUCAAUGUAUUUUUUCCUGAGUUGCCUAUCCAUAUUAGAUGUGUGCUACGCUACGGUCGCACUCCCGGCUAUGCUGGUCAAUGCUAUAAUGGGCAACAGAAGGAUUUCCUUCAAUGGGUGUUUUACUCAGCUCUAUUUCUUUGUGUCUUUUGCAGGAGCAGAAAGUCUUCUCCUAGCUGCCAUGGCCUAUGACCGAUACGUGGCUAUAUGUAACCCGCUGCACUAUCUGCUCAUUAUGAAUAAGAUGUUCUGCUCAUAUUUUGUAGCAGGAUGCUGUAUCUGCGGAUUCUUAAACUCAGUAUUCCACACUUUGAUGACUGUGAAACUGACCUUCUGUGGAGAUCGGGAAAUCCACCAUUUCUUCUGUGAUGUUGUUCCCAUGCUUGAAGCAGCUUGUAGUGAUACAGACAGCAGCCAGGUGUUAUUAAAUAUUGUCACAGUUUUUAUGGGGGCAUCCCCUUUUCUAGUUGUACUUUACUCGUACAUACAUAUUAUCUCCACCAUACUGAAAAUCCGCUCUUCUGCAGGAAGGCAGAAAGUCUUCUCCACAUGUUCUUCUCACAUCACUGUUGUUAAUGUGUUUUACAUAACUGUUAUGUUUAACUACAAUGGUCCCAUUUCUGGAGAUUACUUUGUCAUUGUCCGAGUGUCGUCUAUUUUAUGCAGUGUUCUGCCUCCAUUGUUUAAUCCUGCUAUUUACUGUUUGAGAAACAAAGAGGUGAAAAGAGCAUUAAAAAGAGCAUUUACAUUACAUAUACACCCGUUCUGA